AUGACGGAUGCCUCCAGAGACGCUGUGAUGAGACAUGGUCUCAGAGAAAGUAUUCAUAACGCAAAGAUCAUUGUAAGUACAGAAAGUCAAACUGGCGUUGCCGACGCCGAAAUGGUCCAAUGUACUAUUUUUCGCUACUUUAUUUCAGUUCUUGAUUUAAAAGUGUUUUCAGCCAUGUCCGACCCUACUACAACACCAGACUCUCACCAGAGUAGAAACAACAUUAUAGCUAAAACAUCUUCAGGUUCUAUAGAGUCUAUGUCCUUGUACCUCCCAGCCUUCGUCGUUGACUUUAUCACCACAUUAAAUUACAUCUUCUUAAUAGAAAUAUUCGCCGUGUUCGGGCUCGUGACCAACGUUGUGAACAUCAUCGUGUUCACGAGGCAAGGGUUCCAGGAAACUGUGAACAUUACUCUGGUGGCUCUGGGUGUUGGAAACAUGGGGGCGCUGUUUUUCGCUAUGGGGUUUUUUAUGCUGAGUCCGUGGUUCCUUCACGCUGAUCUCCCUUUCAUUCAGGCUGAUAUCUUGACAAUACUAGUUAGCUUCCCUCAUACGUAUUUUAUUCGUGUGUGUGGUUUCAUUAAUGCUUUCUCUUCAUUUUCCAGAUGCAUGUGUGUAGUUUUUCCUUUACAGUUCAAGAGUAUAAUCUCUAAGCGUGUAGUUUGGACAUUCAACACGGGCGUAUUUUUCGUGUGUUUGUUAUGUGUUGCUCAUGUGUUUUUCAUGGCAUAUUUUGAAGCGGCCUUCGUCCCAUCCAGAAACAAAACUCUUAUAGUAUCACGGUACCGCGUGAGCUCUGAUAUUUACACAAUUUGGUACUUCGUAACCGACCUUGCUGUUCCUAUAUCUUAUUACAUAAUCAUCGUCGUCAGCAACAUCGUUAUUGUCCUCAAACUCAAAGUAAAAUCUAAAUGGAGGAUAUCGAAUGCAAAACAAUCCCUCCCAGAUGAACAAAUAUCGCAGAAAGAUAAAAAAGUAACCCGGAUGCUGAUCAUGAUUUCCAUGCUGUUCGUUGUUUGCCAGACUCCAAUAAUAAUGAUUUACACAGCGUCGGCAUUGGAGAGAGAGUUAACAUUCCGUGGAAAGUACUCGAAUGUUCUUAUUCUUAAUUCCAGUUUUGUUAUCCUGUUUGACGUCAUCUUUGGCAGUGUGGACAUUUUUAUUUACUACAACAUGAGCACUAAGUUUAGAAAUACUUUUUUAGAACUUUUUGCCAUACGAAAUCUCAUAGAAAAAUUCAGAUCUCAAAGAGUCGAGUAA
Molecule: messenger RNA, 1260 nt
Organism: Physella acuta
Lineage: Eukaryota; Metazoa; Mollusca; Gastropoda; Physidae
Cellular component (GO): membrane
Source: RefSeq, a predicted model, not a curated record